Messenger RNA from Ipomoea triloba (trilobed morning glory), 1213 nucleotides. RefSeq names its product membrane-anchored ubiquitin-fold protein 2-like. The coding region runs from base 440 to 793 and encodes 117 amino acids. The record is from RefSeq and is a predicted model, not a curated record. The transcript has 4 exons. Gene Ontology annotation, molecular function: protein binding. Lineage: Eukaryota; Viridiplantae; Streptophyta; Magnoliopsida; Solanales; Convolvulaceae.
ACCGCCACGGAAGAGGAUUGGAAGAAGAAGACUGAAGAAGAAGGCGUAGGGCACGAGAAGGUGGAUUCGUUGACCAAAAUCACGCACCGCACCACCCUUUGAAAACUCCGAAACAGCCUCGUCUUCUGCAAAUUUCUUUCAAUUCCCCCCUCACUUUAUUAUAUUCCAUCAUUAUUUAAUCAAAUUAUUUACUAAUUUCGCCGCUACUUUACAUAUUCUCAAAUGCUUCACACGCCUCACCUCCCUCGUCUUCUCCGUUGACUCGGUUCCGGCACCCCCGCCGGAGAAUAAAAGGAGAAAAAGUUUAGCUAAGGUGUGCGUGGAGGGACCCAGAUCAGUUCUUCAGACAGGUUUCUGAAAUCAUUUGUUCAAUUGGGGGAGGACUAGAGGCGAAGUUCUUGAAAAUUGGAUAUAUUGAAUUGUUGAAGGAGAUAGGAGUAUGUCUGGAGGCAAAGAUCAGUUAGAGAUCAAGUUUAGAUUGAUUGAUGGAACAGAUAUAGGGCCCAAAAGUUUUUCUGCGGCUACCAGUGUUGCAACCUUGAAGGAGAACAUACUUGCUCAGUGGCCUAAAGAAAAGGAAAAUGGCCCAAGAACCCUAAAAGAUGUCAAGUUAAUCAGCGCGGGGAGAAUAUUAGAGAACAACAAAACAGUGGGGGAGUGCCAGAGCCCGUUAUGUGACAUUCCUGGAGGAGUCACAACAAUGCAUGUUGUCAUUCAACCACCACCUCAGGAGAAAGAAAAGAAAAUGGCAAAUGACCCAAAGCAGAAGAGAUGCGUUUGUGUCAUACUAUGAACUACAUUUCCAACAAAGGGGACAAAUUCUUUGCAGGUCCGUAGGAUUUGUUCCCUCUUAAUAGGAACGAAAUCUCGUAAAUUUCUCCUAAAAGAAUUAAGGACCUUGCAGAUAAAGAAUGUACGAAUCGGUGUCAGCACAGAAGUUCAGGACUUCGUGAUCAGUAGCCGGUGGCCUCAACUUCCAUCCGAGGGAUUGCGUUCUACUGUUCUUGUUCAGAUUGAUAUGUAUUGCUAGUUUCUUCUCGUACACCAUUUUAGCUUUUUGAUGAAUUUUGUUUCGGUUAAGGUUUCUCUACUCCCCACAUUACAGGCUUGUGAGCUCUGAGCAUAUGAUAUUGUCCUGUCCGUCGAACCAAUUGUUUCAAUGUGUAAAACAUCUGAUUUGUCUAUACAAAUUUUGCCGGCUAAGUUUCAUUUA